UUCUUGAAACCAAACGACCCAAACUGCUGUAACUGUCAUUUAGAGACAACGCUCGUGGUCAGGCUAAGAUUCAAGAAAUGACCGAGUGAGACAAACAUGAGAUCUUUCAUUUCCAGAUUUUGAGGUGGGUAAUAAUGCAAUUUUGUAAUCGUGGGACCCUUCCAUGCAACGUUACCCCAAGUCCAACCACAAACGCUACCCUCCCCCACUCCUUUUUUCUUCUCCUCUCUACCCCUCCAGGCAGGCAGGUGCAGUUGCAGAACAGAGUGGAUUCCCUAUUUUCAUAAACCAAUUGCUCCUAGCCAUUUGCACUUGGAAGUUUUCGUGAGAACUGUGUCUUUUCAAUGCCGGGAUCAAUUCAAAUUUCAGUUCUGGAUAUUGUUAAUCUUCCCUCUACAUCACCUCCUUCUUCCAUGUCCAUCCAAGUAACAAUGGGGAAAAGGGAGUAUCAGAUUGGAGAUGAUGGUGAUUUCUCAAUUCCAUUAACUACCCUCCGUGAGAAUUUGGUUGUGAAACUACUGGACCCAGAUGGAAACGAGAUGUCUCGAACAGGUGUUGAGACCAAAUUGGUUGUUGAGAAAGGCCUUUGGGAUGAUUUCUUCCCUUUUGAAGGGGGUGGGGAAGUGCAUUUGAAGAUCCAGUUCACCCUCAGCGAGGAAGAGCAGAAUCGAAUACGAAUGAUGAGACUAUCUGCACUAAAGAAGAAGCAUGGUGAACUUCUCAACCCCACUUCUAAAGUUACCGAGAGUGCUUCAGCUGUUUGGAGAAAAGUUGCCACUGAAGGGAAUGUAGAAACUUCAGGAUCACUUGGACACCCUCAAGUUGGAUCUGAGAAGAUCAAAGCAGAAAUGGCACAAGGCGCUUCAGUAGUAGAUUCUUUUGAAGUAGCCAAUGCCAAAUCUGGAAUUUGUAAACUGACUCAGCCUAGUGAGAAGCAAAUAAUCCCAGUUAAGGAUCAUAUGCCGGAUGGAAGUGAAGAUACUUCACCAAGUACUCCAUUUCAGAGGAUUGAUUCAGGCCUGACCAGAGUUAGUUCGAAGAAAAUGUUCAAAAAUAUUGAGAACCAGUCACCAAAUAAUGCUGUUCUUGCAGCAGCUUCUCAAGGAAAAAAAGAUUCUUUGUUUCCUCACUUGACGUCAACCUCCUCCACUGUGAAAACUUCUUCGGUCUUUCCUGCACUUGAGGAAGGCGUCACUCGCAAUAUGGAGGCACAAGAUCCUCUCGAGAGUACUCCAAGCAAUGUAAGGAAAGUGAUAAGUGUGUUUGAAAGUAGUCUAGUUCAGGAUAUGCAACCUCAUACAAAAGCACCACCAGCUAAAACAGAACCAAGCAUGUCCAGAACAGAAGAUAUUGCUAACCAUCAAUUUAAAAAAAUUAAGAUAGAGAUUAGCAAAGGAGCUGAGCUGAUUCCACGGAAGGUCCAAAGUCCUUUUCUUAAGGAAGAGUCGCAACGAGCACAAAGUGCAACAGGAAUUGUUCCAACUAGAACACUGCACAGUAUUAAAUCUUCUCGUGACACUGGGCAGUCAUAUUUAACAGCAUCGGAGAGUCAACAAGAUAGUUUACAUGAUUGGGCUUCUGAGCAACAUGAUUCUAGUGGCAAUGUGGUUGAAAGGAGUGGAAAAGCAAUAGGUUCUAUAGAAUCACAAAAAAUCAAAUUUCAAAGAGCUUCGAAUGAUAAAGUGAAGUCAAUGAGUUGCUACCAAGGGGAACAUGAUGUAUUUGAGAGGUCAGGUGUGUGGAUAUUCCCUGACGAAUCCAGAAACCUUUGUAUUACUACGGGAGGGAAACAGGCGAUGCAUCUGAUGGGAUGCUGCAGUAUUGAAACGAGUAAAUGGAAGGGGAAGAUUAAAAUUUCGAUGCCUGAGAAUGCUCGAGAGCAUAUGAAGGUGAAAAGAAAUGGAAACGAGAUGAAGAAAGACCAGAGGACUUCUUACACAAAGACUAGACCAAAAACUGACAGUUCAACAGACGCCAAUCCUUCUGGAGGACCGAUUGGACAGGUGAUGAAAGUUGCAAUUAUGGUAGGAUUUGGGGCUCUUGUUCUGCUCACCAGGCAAAGAAAAGACAGAUAACAUUGCAUGGUGGCGAAGAAGCUAAUGGGGAAAAUAUCACAUGAUCGAGCUAGAACAGUGUCUGGUUAUGGAUUCAUAUCUGCUUGUUCAUAUUCUAUAGUAUCUGCCAAAGUUAUCAGAACCGUCUUUCUUCUCGCCUGAUUUUACGAGUGAAAGAUCUUUGUGUAAGCAUCAUAGAGUUGCAACUGUACAUUCAUUCUUGAAGCAACUCGACGAUCUUGAAAGUAGAUCAUCUCCUUCUCGAGCCCGUUCUUUCUU
Molecule: messenger RNA, 2333 nt
Organism: Eucalyptus grandis
Lineage: Eukaryota; Viridiplantae; Streptophyta; Magnoliopsida; Myrtales; Myrtaceae
Exons: 12
Coding region: 345-2075 (576 amino acids)
Source: RefSeq, a predicted model, not a curated record